Molecule: messenger RNA, 1193 nt
Organism: Fundulus heteroclitus (mummichog)
Lineage: Eukaryota; Metazoa; Chordata; Actinopteri; Cyprinodontiformes; Fundulidae
Gene: tmem147
Product: transmembrane protein 147
Exons: 8
Coding region: 116-793 (225 amino acids)
Source: RefSeq, a predicted model, not a curated record
GGUCGGAUGUACUUUAGGGUAACACCAGUCGACUUCCGCUUGUCAUUCAGCUGUACAGCGGGGUGCGUUUAAUCAGCCAUUCCAUAUCAGAAGCUGAUUAUCAUCAACGGACGCGAUGACACUUUUUCACUUUGGAAACUGCUUUGCCCUGGCUUAUUUCCCUUAUUUUAUCACAUACAAGUGCAGCGGCCUCUCGGAGUACAAUGCCUUCUGGAGAUGCGUCCAGGCUGGAGCAACGUACCUCUUUGUCCAACUUUGCAAAAUGUUGUUUCUCGCUACAUUCUUCCCCACGUGGGAAGGAGGAGCCGGCGUUUAUGACUUUGUUGGGGAGUUCAUGAAGUCCACAGUGGACCUGGCUGACCUGUUAGGACUCCAUCUAGUGAUGUCUCGUAACGCUGGCAAAGGAGAGUAUAAGAUCAUGGUCGCUGCCAUGGGCUGGGCCACAGCAGAGCUAGUGAUGUCGAGGUUUCUUCCUCUCUGGGUUGGCGCCAGAGGAAUCGAGUUUGAUUGGAAGUACAUCCAGAUGAGCUUCGACUCCAACAUCAGUUUGGUCCACUACAUCGCUAUGGCAGCUGUUGUGUGGAUGUUCACCCGAUAUGACCUCCCUAAGAGCUUCAGGCUGCCUGUUACGGUUCUCCUGGCUCUGUGUGUAUACAAGGCCUUUUUAAUAGAGUUGUUCGUCCAUAUCUUCAUGCUGGGCAGCUGGACGGUGUUACUGGUGAAAGCCGUGCUCACUGGCGCCAUCUCUCUCUGCUCACUCUUCCUGUUUGUCACGCUGGUUCACAGCAACUGAAGACAGCACAGCACCGACUACAGAUGCUUAGCAGUCUCCGUUGAAACGGCACAACAGAUGUUCACAAGUCUGAGUCUGACCUGUGAAGUCAGCUUAGGAAUGAUUGGUGCUGGCUAGCUGGAGUUGACUGACACGAUCCACCCACUGGUACAGCUACCGGUCCGUCGCGUUUGUUGUGACUGUUGCUUAUGAGCCCAUGAGGAAAAAAAGAUCGUUCUUAGGGCAAAUUUGUUUUUCUACUUUUCAGUCAAUUACUUGAUGGUAAAGGACCGACGUCAACAUCAGGAGACUUCUUCAGUGGGACUUGCUUGUGUUAGUUUUUAAAAAUGUGAAUUUUGUAUUAAUGUAACUACAAAUGAAUUGACACUUAAUAAAAAAAAACACAUUUCUUCUUUCUGUU